Molecule: messenger RNA, 1758 nt
Organism: Gasterosteus aculeatus aculeatus (three-spined stickleback)
Lineage: Eukaryota; Metazoa; Chordata; Actinopteri; Perciformes; Gasterosteidae
Source: RefSeq, a predicted model, not a curated record
CUCCUCUUCCUCCUCCUCCACCUUUUCCUCUUCCGACAUCACCUCUGAUUCCACAAAACUUCUUCUCCCCUAGUUCCACGAUAGGAGCAUGAAGUCUGCAGCAAACUACAUUUCCCAGCAUGCCCAGGGGGUGAAGAGCGUGUACGUGCGCGCGGUGGCGACCUUCGCUCUGACGCUGCGUGACGCCAGCAGCCAGGAGGCCUCGGCGCUGCUCGACGGUCUGGAGAAGGUGGCCCUGAACAAAGGUGUUUAUACAGCAAGUACAUGAGGUAGCCCCGUUGUGCUCAGGUACUGGGCAGGAGUCCAGCGUGACGUCUGAUUGGCUGAAGCCCGACCAAUCGAGCGGCGUCACCGUGGAGACAACGGCCUACGUCCUGCUGACGCUGCUGCUCAAGGGGAGAAUCUCCGACGCCAACCCCGUCCUGUCUUGGCUGACCCAGGAUCAGCACUACGGAGGAGGUUUCUAUACAGUGCAGGACACCGCACUGACUCUAGAGGCGGUGACGGAGUACACCAAAGCCCUCACCCGAGCCGUCCUCCGUCAGGACAUCUCAGUCCGCUACAGCAGGAAGGGAGACCUAGGUAAAGUCCACCUGAGCCGGAGCAAACCUGUGGCCACGCCCAUCCAGGUGACGAAGGACGAUGACAUCACCGUGUCCACAGGUUAUGGGACGGGCGUGUCCCAUGUGAAGAUGAAGACGGUUUACUAUGAGACCACCUCGCCUUCUGUGAACUGUAACUUUGACCUGACCAUCGAGGUCUCCGGCCCCGACACCUCCAGCGGUCUUGGUGUCGGAGCUCCUCACCUGGUUGCCUGUGUAAAGUACAAGCCUCCUAACGAGGAGAUCAUGGAGUCCAGUCUGACCGUGAUGAAGAUCCAGAUGCCUACAGGUGUGGAGGGUUAUCUGGAGGACCUGAGACAGUUCAGAGACCCAGAGGAGCCGAUGAUCUCCCACUACGAGCUCCAAGGAAACACUGUGGUCAUUCAGAUGGACUCUGUUCCGUCAGACGUCUUCCUGUGUGUUGGUUUUCGGAUCAGGACGGGCUUCCGGGUGGGAGGGGCCAGCGAUUCUGUGUUCAGCGUCUAUGAGCCUCAAGUCAAAGGCAGUGAAUGCACCAAAACCUUCUCCUACCAGCAGCAGAGGCUGCAGCGCCUCUGUGUGGACGAGCAGUGCCAGUGCAUGGCAGCUGCGUGUGCCUCCUUCAGGAGCAACGUGAAUGAGAGCCUGACAGCAGACCAACGCACUUACGAGACCUGCAGGCCGCACAUCACAUAUGCUUUCAAAGUGACAGUGAAGUCUUCUGCAGCAGAAGGAGACUUUAUGACCUACACAGCCAGUGUAGUUCAAGUCCUGAAGAAAACUCAGGAAGCGUUACAAGCGGUGAGUGCAGGGACGGAGGUGGAGCUGGUGAAGAAGGCCACCUGCAGCUCUGUAGACAUCCACAACAACAAGCAGUACCUGGUGUUUGGAACUAGGGGGUCAGAGGUCACGCUGAGGGAGGGCUUCAAGUACCGUCUUCCUCUGGACUCGGAGGCCUUGGUGGAGCUGUGGCCGUCCGGCUGUAGUUCUUCUGAGUGUCAGGACAUUUCCCAGCUGGAGGAGUUUGCUCUGAACCUUCUGAUUGACAGCUGCCCCGACUCUUCAUAAGUCUUUUAAUACAGAGAGAAGACACAAUAUGGAUCUGAUUCUCUCUUUAAUAAUUGUGUUAUCAAGUAUUGAUGUAUUAAUAUGCAAAUAAAUAUACAUACAGAACUCG